CAAAGCCAAAAGACAGACUAGUGGUAACCUCACACUACAGAGUUGUCUGCCCGCUACAUGAGUCAGACAGGUAACAACCGUACAGGAGACCGCUUCAGAAAACAUGGCUAGCGUGUACGAAGAGUUAAAAAAACAAUAUUUGAAAAGUAACAAACUGUACGAGGAUCCCAAGUUUCUGACCAACUCUACGUUUCUGUUUAAAGGAGGCCCGCGUUUUGGUGUCAAGUGGCUGAGACCAAAGGAAUUGGUCAAGAAUCCCCAGUUUAUUGCAGACGGUUUCGCUUACAAUGACUUUGAUCAAGGUGGAUUAGGUAAUUGUUGGUUUAUAGCAUCAGUUGCCUGUUUGUCAGCUUCAGAUCAUAAAGAAAUUUUAAAACGAAUUGUACCAGCAGAUCAAAACUUUGACAAAGAUUAUUUUGGAGCUUUCAGAUUUAACUUUUGGCAAUAUGGCAAGUGGGUGGAAAUUGUUGUGGAUGAUAGACUGCCUACUUACAAUGGUAAACUCAUCUAUGGAUGCAACAAGAAGAAUCCAAAUGAAUUUUGGUGCUCUCUUCUGGAAAAAGCAUUUGCCAAACUUCAUGGAAACUAUGAUGUUAUUGAUGGAGGAAGGAUUCAUUCCUCACUGGUGGACCUGACUGGAGGUAUUGGUGAAAUGGUGCCACUCAGGCAGGAAAUAGCUGAUAGAGAUUUGAGGAAUAUUUUAGUUAAUUGCUCUAAGAUGAACAGCAUCAUGGGAGCUGCAAUCUUUAAUCAAUUGGCUGUUCCAGGUGAAAGAGAGUUAAAAAGAGAUACAGGGCUGUAUGAAGGUCAUGCAUAUGCAAUUAUAAAUAUUAAAGAGGUAAACAUAAAGCAUUCUACAGUCACAUUAUUGCAUUUGAGAAAUCCUUGGGGUCAUGGUGAAUGGAAUGGACCAUUUAGUGACAAAUCACCUGAAUGGAAUCUGCUUAGUCAAGCUGAUAAAGACGCCACAUUAAAAACUAAAGAUGAUGGUGAAUUUUGGAUUAGUUUAACAGACUUCAGAACAAACUUUGAUGAAUUGGAAAUUUGUCAUUUGACUCCUGAUGCCUUUACAGAGGAAAUAUCCCAUAACUUGGAUCGCUCUCAGUGGGCAGUGACUGAGCAUUAUGGAUCAUGGGUCAGUGGAGUUUCUGCUGGUGGACCACCUCUGAGUUUCACAUCUAGAAAGUUUUGGAUCAACCCACAGUUUGAAUUAAGCCUGUCACAUGCUAACAAACCCACAACUGUGAUCAUAUCCCUGUUUGAAGUAGAUGAUCUACUUAGAAGAGCUGCUGAAGACAUUAGUAUUGGCUUUGUCAUAUUGAAGCACAAUCGAGUGCGUAGUAAACCAAGCAGAAUAACUGCAGAGAACUUUUCAGAAUAUGCCCCUCGUCUUGUAGAAACAUCUGGAAAAUAUUGGCCUUACAGAGAGCGAACUAAAAGAUACCUUUUAGAACCAGGAGAACAUAUCAUUAUUCCUUGUACAUUUAAAGCUGGUCUUGAAGCUGAAUUUUACCUGAGGGUAUUUGCUGAGACACCAAUAGAUUCUCAGCCAGUGAAUGUUCCCAAAAAUAAUGCUGACAUUGUCCCGUCAUCACCAAAGGAUACCUCAGAAUAUGCUAUAAUGAAAGCAUUCGAUGGCAUAGUUGGACGAGACGGUUUCAUAGAUGCAGCAGAUCUUGUUAUAGUGUUCCAGGCUGGAUUAGAAGCUGCUGGUGAAGGCAAAGGUUUUAAUAUAGAGACUUGUCGUUGUAUUACUGGUUUGUCUGAUAUCCAAUCUUCUAAAGGACUCAUCGAUAAAGAAGGAGUCAGAAAAGUCUGGUCAGAUUUACAGAACUGGCGAAAAGCUUUCAGAUUGAUAGAUACUGACAAAAACAAUGCAGUUGAUGCAAAUGAAUUACAGAAACUAUUUGAAACAAUUGAUUUCAAUGCUGGACCUGAAGCAGUGGCUGCCAUCAUGAAAAGAUAUGGGGGGAAAAAUGGGAAAAUCUCAGAGGAAGACUUUUUACAAUGUUUCUGUAAAACUAUGCAUCUUUUUAGAACUUACAAAGAGUUGAGCACAGGUGGGAAAAUCACCAUGAGCUUAAACCAAAUUUCUUUUUAUUUUUUACAGUGGAUAUCUGUUGGAUUGAGAACAUAAUCACAGACACUCUUGGAAAAUAUUUUUUCUAAUAUACAUUUCAGUUAUGUUUUUUCUUUGUUUUGAUAAUAAAAUUUUCUAUUUUGGAUGUUAACCUUGGCUCCUAAAGACCUGCUCAAUUCAAAACAAUCACUUCUAUUUGUAUGUAUGUAUAUGUUGAUCUUUCAACAUUUUGUAAACUAUUUCGCAUGUAUUUUUAAAAAAAUUGUCAAUCAAAUUUAAUGGUAUUUUUAUUUCUUUUUUUUUAAAUUAAAAAUACACUUUCAGAAGUAGAAACAACUUUGAAUAAACCUUGUAUUGUAUUUAAUAUAUAACUUGGUGUUACAGCUCCACUGUCUAAGUAUCAUUUUUGUAUAUAUGUAUUAUUUAAAAUGUUUAUUUCAUGUAUUAGUCUGGAAAUCAUCACUUAUUUAUAACACCUUAUCUUCAAAACGAAGGAAGGGGUGGGGCUCAUCAGGUGAGAUUGCAUGAUUUUACCUGAGUAUGAAAUCCUAGCUUUAAGUUGUAGCUCUAACAGGUAUGAUGUUGGGGGGGGGGGAGGAUCCAAGAACCACAUCAAUUUUCCUGGCAUCAUCUGUGUCAAACUUUUCAGGCACAGGUAUUGAUUAUCUUGUACUUAUGUAUAUUGACACAUGUGUAGUUGCAGAUAGUUACUAUAUAGAAGUGUGUUAUAGAUAUAGAAAAUUGUAUAUUACAUGAUUUGUGUUGUGAAUUAGCAAACUAAAUGUUUAGUCCUAAUAUCAUUUUAUUGUUAAAUUCCUGUGGUGCUAAUCAAUAUUGUAAUGAUUUGUUCAUUAUUAUAAUUAAAUUAGUUAAAUUGAGAAUUUACAGUUUCAUGAGUGAAUUCUGUUGAAUGAUAAAAGCUGACGCUUUAUUUUAAAACAUCUGAAUGUGUUGUUAAGAGAGAAAUUCAGCACUUUGUAUAACACUAUAGAUUUAAAAUUGUAUAGCUUUUAAUAAAAUAUUCUAUUCAAUACUUUU
Biomphalaria glabrata is the source of this 3118-nucleotide messenger RNA. Its product is annotated as calpain-9-like. The transcript is spliced from 20 exons. NCBI's taxonomy places the organism in Eukaryota, Metazoa, Mollusca, Gastropoda, Planorbidae. The coding region runs from base 104 to 2137 and encodes 677 amino acids. Gene Ontology annotation, biological process: proteolysis. Gene Ontology annotation, cellular component: cytoplasm. The record is from RefSeq and is a predicted model, not a curated record. Gene Ontology annotation, molecular function: calcium ion binding; calcium-dependent cysteine-type endopeptidase activity.